CUCUUCUGGCAAUUGUAAUUCAUCGGUACUUAAGACCUCUCAGAUCACUUCUAACCAACAUGGCCUUGCCUGGGAAUUCUGCUUCUUUCACUAUCUUCUAACUAUGGGACAAGGUUGUGCCAGCACGUCGGGGGACAAGAGAACAGGGCUAAUCAAGCCAUCCAGGAAACAUUGGAGGACUUAUUCAGCUUUGGAAGCACUCGAUUGGUUCCUGAAACUCACCCACUCUGGUGGUAAGCACGAUGUUACUUCUGCAACUUCUGCUGGGGCUCUUGGGGUCAGGUGGGUACUUAUUCCUUUCAGGGGAUUGUCAAGAGGUGAGCACUCUCACGGUGAAAUACCAAGUGAUGGAGGAAGUGCCAUCUGGCACCGUGAUAGGGAGGCUGUCCCAGGAGCUGGGCUGGGAUGAGAGGCGUGGGCAGACUGCGGCUGCCUUCCAGGUCUUGCAGCUGCCUAAAGUGCUCCCCAUUCAGGUGGAUGCUGAGGAUGGCUUGCUCAGCACAGGGAGGCGGCUGGAUCGGGAGCAGCUAUGCCAACAGCGAGAUCCUUGCUUGGUUUCCUUUGAUGUGCUUGCCGCGGGGGAUCUGGCUCUCAUCCAUGUAGAAAUCCACGUGCUGGAUAUCAAUGACCACCAGCCACAGUUUCCCAAAAGCAAACAAGAGCUGGAAAUCUCUGAGAGUGCUUCUCUGCACACGCGGAUCCCCCUAGACAGAGCUCUUGACCCAGACACUGGCCCAAAUAGCCUCCACUCCUAUACACUGUCUCCCAGUGAUCACUUUGCCCUUGAUGUCAUUGUGGGGCCUGAUGAGACAAAGCAUGCAGAACUGGUGGUGGUGAAGGAGCUGGACAGGGAGGUCCACUCAUUUUUUGACCUGGUAUUGACUGCCUAUGAUAAUGGAAGCCCUCCCAAGUCAGGCACCAGCUUGGUCAAGGUUAAUGUCCUGGAUUCCAAUGACAACAGUCCUGUAUUUGCUGAGAGCUCACUGGCACUAGAAAUCCAAGAAGACGCUGCCCCUGGCACCCUCCUCAUAAACUUGACAGCCACAGACCCUGACCAAGGCCCCAAUGGGGAAGUAGAGUUCUUCUUCAGCAAGCACGUGCCCCCAGAGGUGCUACAUACCUUCAGUGUAGAUACCAAGACUGGCCAGGUCAUUCUGCGCCAACCUCUAGACUAUGAGAAGAACCCUGCCUAUGAAGUGGAUGUCCAGGCGAGGGACCUGGGUCCCAAUCCCAUCCCCGCCCAUUGCAAAGUCCUCAUCAAAGUACUGGAUGUCAAUGACAACACCCCAAGCAUCCACGUCACGUGGGCCUCCCAGCCAUCACUGGUGUCAGAAGCUCUUCCCAAAGACAGUUUCAUUGCUCUUGUUUCAGUGGAUGACUUAGACUCAGGAAACAAUGGUCUGGUCUAUUGUUGGCUGAGUCAGGAUUUGGGCCACUUUAGGCUGAAAAGGACUAAUGGCAACAUCUACAUGUUGCUAACCAAUUCCACACUAGACAGAGAGCAGUGGCCUGAAUAUACCCUCACUCUGCUAGCCCAAGACCAAGGAGUCCAAUCCCUAACAGCCAAGAAACAGCUCAGCAUUCAGAUCAGUGAUGUCAACGACAAUGCACCUGUGUUUGAAAAGAGCCGGUAUGAGGUCUCCACUCAGGAAAACAAUCCACCUUCUCUUCACCUCAUCACCAUCCAGGCUCAUGAUGCAGACUUGGGCAUUAAUGGAAAAGUUUCAUAUCGCAUCCAGGACUCUCCAGUGUCUCACUUCAUAGCUAUUGAUUCUGAAACAGGAGAGGUCACUGUGCAGAGGUCACUGGACUAUGAAGAAAUGGCCAACUUUGAGUUCUGGGUCAUAGCAGAGGACGAGGGGCAACCCCAGCUUGCAUCCAGCAUCUCUGUGUGGGUCAGCCUCUUGGAUGCCAAUGAUAAUGCCCCAGAAGUGAUUCAGCCUGUGCUCAGCCAUGGAAAAGCCACCCUCUCUGUGCUUGUUAAUGCCUCCACGGGUCACCUCCUGGUGCCCAUUGAGAUUCCUAAUGGUGUGGGUCCAGCAGAGACUGGAGCGCAGUCACUGGCCACACACAGCUCUCGGCCAUUCCUUUUGGUGACUGUUGUUGCAAGAGACGCAGACUCGGGAACAAAUGGAAAGCUCUUGUACCACAUUCAACGUGGGAAUGAAGGCCACCUCUUUGUCCUCAGCCCUGACCUGGGACAGCUGUUCAUCAACGUCACCAACGCCAGCAGCCUCAUUGGGAGUGAGAGGGAGCUGGAGAUUGUUGUGGAGGACCAGGGCAGCCCCCCCUUGCAGACUCGAGCCUUGUUGAGAGUUGUGUUCAUCACCAGUGUAGACCACCUGAGAGACUCUGCCAAUGAGCCUAGGAUCCUGAGCACAUCGGUGCUGACCAUGAUUUGCCUGGCUGUACUGCUUGCCAUCUUUGGUUUGCCCUUAGCUCUGUUCAUGUUUAUCUGCCGGACGGAGAAGAAAGACAAUAGGGCCUACAACUGUCGGGAAGCGGAGUCUACCUACCGCCACCAGCCCAAGAGGCCCCAGAAACACAUUCAGAAGGCGGAUAUCCAUCUGGUUCCUGUGCUCAGGGAGCAGGUGAGUGAGGUUGAUGAAGUUGGGCAGUCCCACAAAGAUGCAGGCAAAGAAGCAAUGGUGGAAGCAGGCUGGGACCACUGCCUGCAGGCCCCAUUCCAUCUCACACCUACCCUGUACAGGACCCUGCGUAACCAGGGCAACCAGGGAGUACAGGCAGAGAGCCAAGAGGUGUUGCAGGAUACUGUCAACCUCCUUUUCAAUCAUCCCAGGCAGAGGAAUGCCUCCCGGGAGAACUUGAACCUUCCUGAGUCCCCACCUGCCCCAGGCCAGCCCCGUACCCGACCCCUGAAGGUUCCUGGCAGCCCCAUAGGACGGCCGGCUGGAGACCAGAGCUUCGAGGAGGCCUCACUGAGCCCACCAGCAUCUUCUGCAACCCUGAGGAGGCAACGGAAUCUCAAUGGCAAAGUGUCCCCUGAGAAGGAAUCGGGCCCCCACCAGAUCCUGAGAAGCCUGGUCCGACUGUCUGUGGCUGCCUUUGCGGAGCGAAAUCCUGUGGAGGAGCUCACUGUGGAUUCUCCACCUGUUCAGCAAAUCUCCCAGCUGCUGUCCUUGCUGCACCAGGGCCAAUUCCAGCCCAAACCAAACCACCGGGGAAAUAAGUACUUGGCCAAGCCAGCCGGCGUCAGAAGUACAGUCCUCGACACUGAUGGCUCAGGUGCCAAGUCUGUCAUCCAGGCCGAACCAGACCCAGAGGAAGGGCCCUUAGACCCUGAAGAAGACCUCUCUGUGAAGCGAUUGCUAGAAGAAGAGCUGUCCAGCCUGCUGGACCCACACACAGGUCUGGCCCUGGACAGGCUGAGUGCCCCUGACCCAGCCUGGAUGGCAAGGCUGUCCUUGCCUCUCACCACCAACUACCGAGAUAAUGUGUGCUCCCCGGAUGCAGAGGCCUUGGAGGAGCCAAGAACCUUCCAGACAUUUGGCAAGGCCGGGCCAGAGCUGAGCCCAGCGGGCACGAGGCUGGCCAGCACCUUCCUCUCAGAGAUGAGCUCGCUGUUGGAGAUGCUUCUGGAGCAGCGCUCGGGUGUGCCCAUGGAGGCGGCCUCCGAGGCCCUGCGGAGACUCUCCGUGUGCGGGAGGACCCUCAGUCUAGGCCUGGCCACCGGCGGGGCUGCAGGCGUGGAGGGGCCCGGUGGGAAAACCGACUGAGAGCACACGGCAGAAACCUGUGAACACACCUUGGAGGCUUUUGGACCCAAGAACCAGGUGGCCUGGUUGAUGUUAGGGAGCCACAGACCCUAAGGAUGGGAAGAAAUGAGCUCUGGUUAGUAAAACUCGUCAACCAGAGGAGGCCCCAGAAAUUUAGGGUAACUGAUGCUGCACCCACAGAGGAGGCUGACCCAAGCAGCCCCUAGAAAGAGGUUCUACCUGUAAGCUUUUUUUUUUUUUUUUAAGACUGGGACAGUUGGUGACUGAGGUGUUUGCUGGAAAAACACGUGGCGGGACAAAGUCUGUCCUUAGGCUGAACAGAUGCCACCAAGUGUCACAAGCAGGGAAGGCAGCCUUGUUGGAGACUGGAGGCCGAGGCUGGAGCCUGGGGUACCAAGGUAAUGCGCUCUGAGCUACUAAUAAAGGAAA
This is a messenger RNA of Dipodomys ordii (Ord's kangaroo rat), 4166 nucleotides long. It is a transcript of the gene Pcdh12, whose product is annotated as protocadherin 12. Lineage: Eukaryota; Metazoa; Chordata; Mammalia; Rodentia; Heteromyidae. The record is from RefSeq and is a predicted model, not a curated record. Gene Ontology annotation, biological process: homophilic cell-cell adhesion. The transcript has 4 exons. Gene Ontology annotation, cellular component: plasma membrane. The coding region runs from base 243 to 3737 and encodes 1164 amino acids. Gene Ontology annotation, molecular function: calcium ion binding.